Messenger RNA from Zygosaccharomyces rouxii, 1059 nucleotides. RefSeq lists its product as uncharacterized. The coding region runs from base 1 to 1059 and encodes 352 amino acids. Gene Ontology annotation, biological process: NAD transmembrane transport. The record is from RefSeq and is a predicted model, not a curated record. NCBI's taxonomy places the organism in Eukaryota, Fungi, Ascomycota, Saccharomycetes, Saccharomycetales, Saccharomycetaceae. The transcript has a single exon. Gene Ontology annotation, molecular function: NAD transmembrane transporter activity.
AUGUUAGAAGAUGGUAACAAUCACGAAUACCUCGUUCCUGAUGUAGCUGCUGCAUCGUCUUCAGAUGUUGUAGAACCAUGUAGAUCUGAGAUUAUUGAUAAUGAUGGUAGUAGAUUAGGUGGGACUCAAAUUGUUGCAAUUAGUGGUGCAUUAGCAGGAUUUUUAUCAGGUGUUGCAGUUUGCCCAUUAGAUGUUGCUAAGACUAGGUUACAAGCUCAGGGUAUGCAAUCCCAAAAUGAAAAUAAAUAUUAUCGAGGAAUGUUUGGGACUUUAAGAACAAUCUAUAGAGAUGAAGGACCAAGAGGAAUGUAUAAGGGUUUGGUACCAAUCGUGCUUGGAUAUUUUCCUACAUGGAUGAUUUAUUUCUCAGUUUAUGAAUUUUGCAAAGAUUUAUACCCAGCUUUAUUCCCUGGUUAUGAUUUUAUUUCACACUCAUGUUCUGCAAUUAGUGCGGGUGCAGUCUCAACAAUCUGCACAAAUCCGAUUUGGGUUGUAAAGACAAGAUUAAUGUUACAAACACAUGUUUCGACUAAUCCAACACAUUAUAAAGGUACUAGGGAUGCAUUUCGUAAAAUAUGGAACCAAGAGGGUAUAAAAUCUUUUUAUGCAGGGUUAAUACCGUCAUUAUUAGGUUUAUUUCAUGUAGCGAUUCAUUUUCCAGUUUACGAAAAAUUAAAGAUAACUUUUAAAUGUUAUGGAGAUUCGGAUCUACGAUCAGGAAGAUCUUUGCAUUUGGGAAGGCUAAUAUUGGCAUCAUGUUGUUCAAAAAUGGUUGCAUCUUUAAUCACAUACCCACAUGAAAUUCUUAGAACUAGGAUGCAAUUAAAGUCAAAUUUACCAAGUACUGUUCAAAAAAGAUUAUUUCCAUUGAUUAAAAACACUUAUCAAAGAGAAGGAUUUAGAGCUUUUUAUUCAGGAUUUGCCACAAAUUUAUUUCGAACAGUUCCAGCAUCUGCGAUUACGCUAGUAUCAUUUGAAUAUGUGAGAGAUCAUAUAACAUCCUUAAAUGAUAGUAUCUUGUCACCACCACCUUUACCUAGGAAGUCAUCACCAAAUUAA